GGAUAAAUAGGGGUUAUGCACUGGGAGGUUUUGGAUACAGGGAAUAUCCCGAGGGAUAUACAAUAUAUCUUCCCGAGGGACCGAAGGGACCAAGGGAAGAUGUAUUGGAUAUCCCAAAGGAUAUUUCCUGUAUCCAAACCGACCGUGCAAGAUGGCCGCCAGCUAAAGUAAAAUAAUAUUUUGGUCCACUAUUUUAUUAAUUUACUCAGGACUUACAGUGGAUACACACAUAUAUAUGGAUAUAUCAUUACUAUAAACUAUACAGGCACAUAUUAUUGAACAUUUUGGAACACUAUAUUGAACAUUGGAGCCACUAUGAGUCAGCAAAACAUAAAGGAUUUUUUGACUGAGGCACAUGUGCAGUUGAAGUCGCAACCUUCUGAUAUAUGUACAGAAGCUGCAAGUAUCGUAACUGUGAGUAGUACCCCAGUGUCAUCCUCUAAAGCAUCUAUGAUGCCCCCAGCUAAAAGGGACAGAUUUGAAUCGAGUUUUGAUAGUUUUGUAUCCCAAGAUGGUACACCAACAAGUUCUGUUCAAGCCUUACAAAACAGCAUGCAGGAUUUCAUGUCUAAAAUGUCCCUAGAAGUCUCAAAUAUACAGAUAGUGGGGGGAAUUUAG
Owenia fusiformis is the source of this 618-nucleotide messenger RNA. NCBI's taxonomy places the organism in Eukaryota, Metazoa, Annelida, Polychaeta, Sabellida, Oweniidae. The record is from the annotation of a GenBank genome assembly.